AUGGAUCUUCCCAGUUUGUACCAGUUGAGCGUAAAGACGUUCGUCAGAAAUCUGAAGCACAACAGCAAGUCGCGAGCGCCGAUCAGCGAGUUGCAUGACCUGCCUCCCAAUGUACUGUGCACCGUCUUCGAAGAGAUGUCAUCCCACUCAUCGCUCACUGAAAUCACUCAUCGCGAAUUAUCGGAUCCGGUUCUGUACAUGAGAGUGUUUUCGCUCAACUACACAGCUCGUAAGUCUUUGGAGAAGAGUGUCUGCAACGUGAGUCGAAAUGGAGUUUGUGCCCUCUCUGAGAUGGCUCGAAAUUGGUGCAAAAUUAUGAGCGAUGAGGAAAAACGGAAACGUUAUCCAUCGCUCGCAACGAAUUUCCGAGGUGCUCUGGAACUCGGCACUUAUCUACACGAUGCAGGAUUGGCACAGCUGAGUGCAGAAGUACUCUACAUCGCACGCCGAAUGAUACCGCAAGAUAAUAAUGGUUUGAAGAUUGAAUGUGUUAGAAGCAUUCUAAGAGCCGAAGUAAGCGCUCUGUACAAAAUGAAAGCUGAAGAGACCUGCCGCACUCUUUUGACAAUGGUUGACGACACCACAGAUGACGAAGUUCGCAUCAAAGUGUUUCUAGAGGUGACAAAACAUCAUUUUAAAGCUUGUCGGUACUCGGAAAUGAAUCGUUGGAUUCAGAAGGCGCAGGAGUUCAUCACCGAAACGACGCCACCUGAAAUUGUCAUCGAAUGCCAGCAACUAAACGCACUCCACCUGUUCCAUUCCAAAAUGAUUCUGGACGCCUAUUCCAUCUUCAAGCAGGCUAUUGAUCGCACUCGAGAAAUUUUCGGGCACCACCAUCGACGGUACGCCGAAACUUUGUAUACCUUCGGAGCAACUUUGGUGAAGAAUAGAUACUGCUACGGCUUUCAAAUGUUGCUGUAUGGCAUUCAAAUGCUAAUAGAAGUGCUCAUAAUCUUCACCACGCUGUACGGAGAGCGAACGCCGCAUGCCAAUGACAUCUAUCGCUAUUUAGCGCUCGCACGAGACAUCAACACCAGUACCGACGACCGAACCGUUUGCUUCUUCAACUCCGAUUGCUAUCGCUUGUUCUAA
Molecule: messenger RNA, 1092 nt
Organism: Aedes albopictus (Asian tiger mosquito)
Lineage: Eukaryota; Metazoa; Arthropoda; Insecta; Diptera; Culicidae
Exons: 2
Coding region: 1-1092 (363 amino acids)
Biological process (GO): intracellular protein transport; proteasome-mediated ubiquitin-dependent protein catabolic process
Cellular component (GO): Cul2-RING ubiquitin ligase complex
Molecular function (GO): ubiquitin-like ligase-substrate adaptor activity
Source: RefSeq, a predicted model, not a curated record